AAAUGUUAGCAGUUUCUGGUUGUGUACACACUUUUUCUUUUCUUUUGUGAAUAGCAUUUGGUUGCACGUUUCUCCUGCGACAACUGGCAAAAUGCAAAUCUUUGUGAAAACACUCACCGGCAAGACCAUCACCUUGGAGGUGGAGCCUUCUGACACCAUUGAGAAUGUCAAGGCCAAGAUCCAAGACAAGGAGGGCAUUCCCCCAGAUCAGCAGCGUCUGAUUUUCGCUGGUAAGCAGCUGGAAGAUGGUCGCACAUUGUCGGACUACAACAUCCAGAAGGAAUCCACACUUCACUUGGUGCUCCGUCUGCGUGGUGGUAUCAUUGAGCCAUCUCUGCGUAUUCUGGCCCAGAAAUACAAUUGCGACAAGAUGAUCUGCCGCAAAUGCUAUGCACGUCUGCAUCCCCGUGCCACCAACUGCCGCAAGAAGAAGUGCGGACACACUAACAACUUGCGCCCCAAGAAGAAGUUGAAGUAGACGAUACGUUUGUUUGCGAUGGCGACCAAGAAGUGGCGGGAAGCGUUGACAACAUCUAAUGAAAUACUUAAACAUUUAAGUAAAAUAUAAAAAAAUUUACAUUUUCCCAUGUAAACCCAAUCAGCAAUUAUUAUUUUGUAUGAUUUGAAACCAACCAAAAUGUAUGCACUCCACACAGCCGUCACCACAA
Drosophila willistoni is the source of this 668-nucleotide messenger RNA. It is a transcript of the gene RpL40, whose product is annotated as ubiquitin-60S ribosomal protein L40. Gene Ontology annotation, biological process: modification-dependent protein catabolic process; translation; protein ubiquitination. The transcript has 2 exons. The coding region runs from base 92 to 478 and encodes 128 amino acids. Gene Ontology annotation, cellular component: nucleus; ribosome; cytoplasm. The record is from RefSeq and is a predicted model, not a curated record. Gene Ontology annotation, molecular function: ubiquitin protein ligase binding; protein tag activity; structural constituent of ribosome. NCBI's taxonomy places the organism in Eukaryota, Metazoa, Arthropoda, Insecta, Diptera, Drosophilidae.